Messenger RNA from Aspergillus welwitschiae, 1226 nucleotides. RefSeq lists its product as uncharacterized. The coding region runs from base 508 to 852 and encodes 114 amino acids. Lineage: Eukaryota; Fungi; Ascomycota; Eurotiomycetes; Eurotiales; Aspergillaceae. The record is from RefSeq and is a predicted model, not a curated record. The transcript has a single exon.
GACAAGCGGUCGUCACUCACGCGCAGGACAGCUGAAACACCCGCCAGAAGUUAGUUACGUCAACUAGCAGGAUUGCAGGAACGAGGUGACGCGAGCAGCUGAUGAGGCCUUCAUCGGAAAUGUGAAAGGCUGUGGACCGGCGUUCUCCGUCAAUCUGUUGGCAUUCGUCAACAAGCCAAGGACCGUUGCUUUUUCUCUCUCCCUUUUUCCUUGAGGUAUGCUCGGACAUGGACGACCUCGGCAGGGAUCCGCGUCAAGUCCUCCUCACCGAGCGAUACGUCCAAACUAGGACCCUCUACGCAGGAACUCUUCGGAACCUACGGGUCCCCUGACUAGUUUUUCAGGUACCAUAAAACUAGUAGUCUCUGAGCGUUACACGGAAGCGACAUACACCCUUCCGCCUUUCGGGAUUUGCUACAAAUUCGUAUUGCUCCCGUCAAAUCCCUAGAUUAUGUUCGCUAAGCAAGGUAUGCUUAGCCGGGGUGCUACACGAGGCUGGGCCUUUGGAUGUCGGCUCAAGCCGCGACACGGAAUGAGUCAUUUGCGUUUAUACAUGCGCGUAAGUGCAUUGCCAUGAUAUGGCGUUGGCAUGCCUCUUUCAUGCAUGCAUGGCUCAAGGGCUAUGUGACAAAUCUUGAUACGAACAGGUUCAUAUCGGUUUACUAUCUACGUCCAGGCCCAAAGCAGCCGACUGAAAGCCGUUUGAUACUCGGAAACUUGAAACACGCUGCUGCCGUCCAAUCUUUGGUAAGGCAGCAAAGUAUGUUACAAGGACUAGUGUUUACCAUCGACUGCGAUUUAGAUGUCCGAUCAGAAUCAAAGUACGAGCUCGGUUCUGUGGUCCAUCACUAGUGGGCUCGUGAGAGAUGGCCAAUACGACGUGGAAAUGCCUCAAAUAUGGCUGUUUCAAGCAAACUACACGAGCACAUACCAUUGAGAAAGCCCAUCUCUGCGUGUGGGAUACUGAUGGUCCUUGCUGAUGCACCAAGCGUUACAAGCUGGAUCGAAGAUAGCACGAGCUUGGGAUAUUGGACUCAAUAUUGUUGCCUGUGUGAUGAUAAUCGUAGUUCUGCUAUGCCAUUUGUGAUGCGCUACUUUUGGCAGGGGUUACCCAUGGUGACCAGGCCAACUGAGACCUGUAGGUCUUAAAGAAGCACAAUACGUGUGGUUGGGGAGUGCUUAUUCCCUCCAGAUGAUACACAGUGCAUGCGUGUGAAUCUCUGGCG